Molecule: messenger RNA, 849 nt
Organism: Colletotrichum chrysophilum
Lineage: Eukaryota; Fungi; Ascomycota; Sordariomycetes; Glomerellales; Glomerellaceae
Exons: 2
Coding region: 1-849 (282 amino acids)
Source: RefSeq, a predicted model, not a curated record
AUGACUGAGACUACCGAGCCCAUCAAACACGUUCUUCCCCCUUGGGACUUGAAAGGAACAUCCUACUUCUUCAUGUUCUGGAUUCCAUCGGCACAGGCAAAGAAGCUUCCAAUCGAUGUUGUGUUUCCCCCACUCGAGGCUCAGUCCUCUUUCGCGCGCGCUUCAGACUCAGGAUCACCACAGGGAGGGAUCGGCACUAUCCAGAUCCACCGGUACGCGUCCAGCCCCGGGGGGCCUUACGAUGAGUUCAUCCUAUCAACUGGAUUGUACUCUUAUCCAGUCGAGGAGAAAGGCAAACGGAUGGAGAAGCGGAAUAUGCGAAUCACUCGCAUCUAUGUGUCACAGAAGACGACAUGCUGGAAUGGUCGCAAAGAUUGGAGCAUCCCAAAGCAUCUUGCUCAAUUCGAGUUCAAUGAACUAGCUGGUGGUGGUACAGAGAUCAAGAUCUUCCCACACGAUACCACGGGCGACGUUGCGGAGGCAGUUGCCGACAAGAAGCCUUUCUUCCGUACUGUGUACAAGCCGGUCAACUACUUACCGAGCUUUCCGUUGACGACGUCGCUGGUCAAGUUCCUCGGAGUUGACUUGACCCUCGUACAGCCUCCUUUGCCAGAGGGCAACGGCAGCCAAGGGGAGCUCGUCGGUACCGACCGAUGGUGCAAGUUCUUUCCAACGAUUUCAAGCUCAAUGACGGAGGUUAGCUGGUUUGACAUGAGACAGGAAGAGGAUGCUAAGGAGACGAACUUCUGGCCGGGCCUCGGAAGAUGGAGGCUCGGGAUGAUGAUGAAGAAUUCUGACAUUUCAUUUGGGGGCAUGCAGUACUGGAAUGCAGUGCAAUCGGCACAAUGA